AUGUAUUGGACGAUAACAAUUGAAGGUGGUCCAAAACGUGUAAAUCACGCAGCAGUAGCGUUAAAUGAUCAAAUUUAUUCAUUUGGUGGUUACUGUUCUGGUGAACUUUAUGAUGGUAGUCAGCCAGUUGAUGUACACGUUUUAGAUACCGGAAAUUAUCGUUGGCGUAAAUUAACGGUACGAACGGAUAAUAGCGAAAGCGAAACUGCUUAUCCAUCGGUAUCACAGAAUAGUUGGCCAUAUCAACGAUAUGGUCAUACAGUUGUUGAAUAUAAUGGUAAAGCAUACUUAUGGGGUGGACGAAAUGACGAAUUUGGUGCGUGUUCCAAGAUGUAUUGCUUUGAUCCAGAAGCGGUAACUUGGUCAGUGGUUCCUUCUGAAGGUGAAGCACCACCAGCACGUGAUGGGCAUAGUGCUGUGGUAGUUGAUGAUCUGAUGUUUAUGUUUGGUGGUUUUGAGGAAGAUUCACAGAGGUUUAGUCAAGAAACUUUUGCUUAUAAUUUCAAACAGAGGAAAUGGUAUGAAUUGAAAACAACGGGUGAAUUGCCGCAGUGGCGAGAUUUUCAUACAGCUUGUGUCAUUAAUAAAAAAAUGUAUAUAUUUGGUGGACGUAGCGAUUUGCAUGGUGCAUUUCAUAGCUCCCGAGAUUAUUAUUCUGAUGUACUCAAAGUGUUGAAUUUAAAAACAGGCCGUUGGGAAGAUCCAAAAGUAACUGGUGAUUGUCCAUGUGGUCGACGAAGUCAUAGGGUUCGUAAUAAUAAGAUGUAUAUAUUUGGUGGAUAUUUGGGUACCGAAAAUCGGCAUCUAAACGAAUUGCAUGAAUUUGAUCCUGCAACAUCGUGCUGGCGUCGUUUAAAACCAUUCGGUACUGGUCCUUCACCGAGGCGAAGACAAUGUGUGGUUGUCGUUGGUGAACGCGUUUUUUUGUUUGGUGGUACUAUGCCUUCCAAUUCAAAGAAAAUGGAUCCCGUACAUAGUGGUCUUUGUGACCUCUCUGAUCUUCAUGUACUUGAUUACGGACCAACUCUGAAGGAUCUUGCUGCUAAUGCUGUUAUAAAAAAUAGAUUGAACGAAAGAUUUUCUGAUUUGAUUCCAGAUGAUCUGAAGCACGACCUUCGGAUGAUGACACAACCAAACAAAAUAACUCUUACUCGAUAUGAUGGUUGA
Brugia malayi is the source of this 1167-nucleotide messenger RNA. Its product is annotated as Kelch motif family protein. NCBI's taxonomy places the organism in Eukaryota, Metazoa, Nematoda, Chromadorea, Rhabditida, Onchocercidae. Gene Ontology annotation, cellular component: cytoplasm. Bases 1 to 1167 code for a protein of 388 amino acids. Gene Ontology annotation, molecular function: chromatin binding; protein binding. The transcript has 9 exons. The record is from RefSeq and is a predicted model, not a curated record.